This is a messenger RNA of Amaranthus tricolor (Joseph's coat), 1417 nucleotides long. RefSeq lists its product as uncharacterized. Bases 196 to 924 code for a protein of 242 amino acids. The record is from RefSeq and is a predicted model, not a curated record. NCBI's taxonomy places the organism in Eukaryota, Viridiplantae, Streptophyta, Magnoliopsida, Caryophyllales, Amaranthaceae. The transcript has 2 exons.
GUUAUAUUAAGGUAUCCUAUCCUUUUCUUUUCUUUUCAAACUUUUUCUAAGUUUCAAUUGAGCGAAAUCAAGGCUUGUCUAAGUCGAACAAGUAUCACUUUUCGAAUUCCCGGUCGACCCUGCAAAUCAAACAAAAAAUUCAACUUCCAUCCAAUCGAGAAACAGUAAAGCUAGGCAGUGAAUUACAGAUUGAGUAUGGAAGUACAGAAACUUGAUUUUGUACUAGUUUCUUUGGGUUUGUUCGUCUUUGUUGCUUAUCACACUUGGCUUGUUAUCGCUAUUAAACGUAAUCCUAGACAUACUGUUAUCGGCCUUAACGCUGAGAGUCGUUCUCAAUGGGUUUUCUCUUUAAUGGCUGAUCCCCUGAAAAAUGGUGUGUUAGUGGUUCAAACACUUCGCAACAACAUGAUGGCGUCCACCCUAUUGGCAACGACAGCCAUAACGCUAAGCUCCAUCAUCGGGGUGUUUGUAAGCAGUACAUCAACGGUGAGUAAUGCAUCCUUCAAACUAGUAUAUGGUAACAAGAGCGAAAUCAUGUCAUCGAUCAAGUACUUUGCUCUCAUUCUCUGCUUCCUAGUAGCCUUUCUCUGCAACGUCCAGUCGAUUAGAUACUACGCACACGUGAGCUUCUUGGCUACGUUACCAACCUCACAAGGCAAAAAAGAGGCUAUGGAAUACGCCGCCAGAAGUUUGAACAGAGGCAGCUUCUUCUGGUCUCUUGGCUUGAGAGCUUUCUACCUGUCAUUCCCUCUCUUUCUUUGGAUUUUCGGUCCUAUCCCUAUGUUUGGUUGCUCGUGUUUGAUGUCGAUUGUGCUUUAUUUCCUUGACACCACCAACAGUUUUACGCGCCAUCUUCACUGUGAAUCCUUCAAACAUUCCGAUAACAAUGGCAUGCUGCCGAAUGUUGUCAUGAAUGACAUAUGAAGGUACUCCCAAGUCCCUUCUAUUCAUCAUGUUAUUGCCCUAGAGGACUAUUGUUAUUUUAGUUUACAGUGUACUUUCUGUACUAUGGUCAUGGUCAUGAUCAUCAACCCAAUAUCCCGUACAAAGUCAGAAUCUGAGUGGGAGAGGUAUAAGUCAAAAUUCAAGUGGGAGAGUUAGCGGAUAUACUAUACCCAUACCCCUUGAGGGAGAGGGCAAGGAGGAAUGUGUUUUUGUACUAUAUUUGCCUUUUUAAAUAGAGUAAUAUAUAUAGAAUAUACCUAUUGUAAUGUAAUGCCUUGUUUGUAGACCAUAAUAAUGAUAUUAAUGUUGUAGAAUUUAGAUAUAGAUGUAAGUAUGUAAUUUGGUACUGUUUAUUAAUUAGUUUGUAAUCGAGAUAAAAAAAUUAAUUUGUAGCUGUAUAGUUGUAUAAAGAAGGUUUAGUCUACCGAUAUAAGUAGGUAUGAAGAUAAAGAAUGUGAUUCAUUUUUUUUUA